AUGGGUUGCAUGCUCAGGAGUGAUCCCAUGACCCUAUGUGGCAUGUAUCUCCAACCAGAAGUAGCGUUUGACGUUCUUGCCGAGCUUGGAGAGUUGGGCUGUGUGCAAUUCAUAGACAUGUAUCCAGAACUGCAACUAUUCCAACGGAACUUUGUCAUGGAGGUGUGCCGUUAUGCUGAGAUGGAACGUAGGCUUCAAAUUAUAGCGCACGAAAUGAAGCUAAACGACAUACCUAUGCUAGAAACGACAGCAGAGUCUGUAGCCCAGCCAGUUUACGAAAUGGUGCAGUUUGAGAAUAUGAUAGAAAAAUGGGAAGAAGACAUUCAAGAAAUGACGGCAAACGAAGUAACAUUAUUGAAAAGUUAUUUUGAGUUGACCGAGUUUCAUUACGUUUUGACAUACAUCAACUCAUUGUUGGGAGAUUCGGAAAUAAGAAAGGAAACUUUAUUUACCAGCGCCCAACAGGCACAACAGAUGGGAGGGGACGUGGGGGCAAGUCGUCUGAUAGUAAUAACUGGGGUUGUCCGAAGGACCAGAUGCUAUGCUUUCGAAAUGAUGCUAUGGAGGAUCUCCCACGGCAUUGUCUACUAUAGACAGUCUUCUAAUGACAAGAUUCUCAUCGACCCUCAAACUCGUAAAGAAAUCAGGAAGGUUGCGUUUCUAGCAAUAUGUCAAGGCGAAGCGCUGUCAGUGCGCGUACAAAAGAUUUGUACUGGUUUCCAAGUUAACACCUUUCCAUGUCCCAAUACUCAAAAGGAGAGAAUCGAAGUGAUAGAUAAACUGGAAACGAGGAUCACUGAUUUGGAUCAGGAAAAGGUACAGUCAAAUGUACCCUCAUUUACUUCCUCGAUUGAAACCACUGAAAUGCCCCCUACCUUCCACCGAACCAACAAGUUUACAAGGGGUUUUCAGAAUCUUAUCAAUGCUUAUGGUGAUUCUACGUACAGAGAACUGAAUCCAGCGGAUCAAGAAAGAAAUACAAGCUGCGCUCCUCAGAUCCUGUUAUUGUUUAUUGAUAUGGUACUCAUGUCUGAGACUAAACCAGCUAAUGAAGGAUGCAAGGAGAGCUACAUGUUUGAGAAUCAGAGAUUGUUACAAACAUGUUUGGUGUUUGCCGCUCUUUUGUGUGUUCCCGUUUUACUUUUAGGAACUCCAAUUUACAAGUUAACUACCAAUAAAAAGAAGAGGAUUAAGGCCAUAGCUGCACUGAAGGCGUACAAAAGUAGCUAUGAGGAACAAGACCCCAAAACUGUAGAAAGACUUCAAGCGGAUGUAGAAAAAUAUUCCGAGGCAGUUGGUGAGCUGAUGAUACACCAAGGAGUUCACACGAUCGAGUUCGUUCUCAGCACAAUAUCGCAUACGGCCUCUUAUCUUCGACUGUGGGCGCUGUCCCUUGCCCAUGCACAACUCUCUGAAAUGCUCUGGGGCAUGGUUUUAUCGAAAUUGGCGCUGCAGACCCAUUCUAUUGACGGAGCUGUAAAACUAGUUAUCAUAUUUGCAUUGUGGGCUACUUUCACUCUCUCAAUUCUUGUAGUAAUGGAAGGAUUAUCCGCUUUCCUGCAUUGCCUUCGAUUGCAUUGGGUGGAAUUUAUGAGCAAAUUUUAUGCUGGUGGCGGUUGGCCAUUCCGUCCCUAUUCUUUCAACGCUAUUUUAGACGCUGAAAGCGAUAAGACGGAAGCUGGUUGCAAGAGUAUGGUUGUGCAGUAA
Spodoptera exigua (beet armyworm) is the source of this 1707-nucleotide messenger RNA. The record is from the annotation of a GenBank genome assembly. NCBI's taxonomy places the organism in Eukaryota, Metazoa, Arthropoda, Insecta, Lepidoptera, Noctuidae.